AGAAACUUACUAUUCCACCAGCAAUUAAAGGUCGCAUGGAUAUUAUUGGAGCUGCAGAAACAGGCAGUGGAAAGACUCUUGCCUUCGGAAUACCUAUCAUUCAUGGAAUUUUGCUUGACAAAGAGCGAGAGGCUGAUGGUAACGACAGUGGCUUGGAGAGUAGUGACGAUGAGGAGGGAAUAGAGUAUGGAGAAUUGCCAGCCAUGGGGAUGAAUGUAGAAGAAAUUGGAAACAACAAAGGGAAUGUAAUGGAUGAGACAGAGAUAGAGGGUUUUGAUGUUCCCAUUGGGGAUAAUGCCAUUGAAGUUUUAGAUCCUUCAAGCUUUGACUUCGAGGGCAAUGACAUGGAAGACAGGGAGAAGGAAGUUGAGUUAGAGGAUGAGAUUGGGGAUGAGGAGGAGGAUGAUGAGGACAAGGAUGAGGAUGAGGAUGAGGAUGAGGAUGAGGAUGAGGAUGGGGAUAAGGAUGAUGAUGAUGGUGAAGAGGAGGAGGAGGAGGAGGAAGAUGACAUUGAGGACAAUGUUUCAGUAGAUGAAGAGGGUGUUGAGGUUUUAGAUCCUUCAGCCUUAUAUUUAAAUGGAGAAGACUUGGAAGACAGUGAAGAAGAGGGUGUACCUGAAGAAUUAGAUUUUGAAAGUGAGGAGGAAAUGCAGGGUCCAUUUGAGUUACAAGAAGAAGGAGAAUCUGAUGAUAUGCCAGUAGAAGAUGAGGAGAUGGGAAAUCAAGGUUUUGGUUGUGUCAGGGUUAUUAAAGAUGUUAAAUUUGACUUUCUGAAUGAGGACAAGGUUCAGAAAUAUCCUCGGAGGAAGCUCCGUGCUCUAAUCAUUACACCCACAAGAGAACUUGCAGUUCAGAUAAACAGUCACCUCUUAGCAGUGCUAGUCAACACAGAUAUCAAGACAGCAGUGGUUGUAGGUGGCAUGUCAUCUCAGAAGCAGGAACGUGUCUUGGCUCGUGGACCAGAUAUUGUUAUAGGCACACCAGGACGCCUGUGGGAGCUCUUGCAACAGGGCAACCAUCACCUCUGUCAGCUCCCAUAUAUUAGGUACCUGGCUAUUGACGAGACGGACCGCAUGGUGGAGCGUGGCCACUUUCAGGAGUUAACCAAACUGUUAGAAGUGAUUAACAGUGAGGAGUCAGCCAAGGAAAAGCGGCAGACUUUCGUGUUCUCAGCCACACUGACAAUGAUCCAUGCACUUCCAAAGAGAAUGAAUUUCAAGAAAAAGGUAGUUGAAAUGACAUCUGAAAUAAAGAUUGAAAAUUUGGUGAGGAUGAUCGGCAUCAAGAAAAAUCGGAAGGUUGUUGAUGUUACUCGGACAUUUGGCACAGCAGAGAGUCUAACUGAAGCCAAAAUCUUCUGUGACAAGGAAGAGAAGGAUUACUAUCUCUAUUACCUCCUCAAGCAAUAUCCAGGACGUACCCUAGUCUUCUGCAACAGCAUUGCCUGUGUACGAAGGCUUAAUAAUCUCUUCAACAUUCUUCAGUGUCAUCCACAGCCCCUUCAUGCUUCAAUGCCACAAAAACAAAGGUUAAAAAGUCUUGAAAGAUUUUCAUCAAAUCCUCGGGCUCUCCUACUGGCGACUGAUGUUGCUGCACGUGGAUUAGAUAUUCCCAAUAUUCAACAUGUAAUUCAUUAUCAAGUUCCAAGGACAGCAGAGACAUAUGUGCAUCGCAGUGGACGUACGGCCCGUGCAACACAGGAGGGAUUGAGUAUACUUUUUAUUGAUUCAAGUGAAAUAAGCAAGUAUCACCAGCUGUGCAGAACACUCAACAGAGAGACUGAGCUGCCUCCUUUCCCCACUGAUACAUGCAUCAUGAAGCAGGUCAGGGAGAGGGUCAACUUUGCUUGCACUUUGGAGAAAAAGGAACACACUACUCGUAAACAGAAUGUUGAGGAAGACUGGUGGAAGAAGAUGGCAAAGGAAGCAAUGUUAGAUCUUGAGGAGGAGGAAUAUGAUGAGGACUUUGACAGAGAGAAGAAAAUGAAGGCAGCCCAAAAUAAAAGAGAAAUCAAUGCAAUGAGAGCACACAUGAUGCAGAUGCUGAAAAAGCCUCUGUUGUCCUCCAACUUCUCGAGCAGAUACCCAACCCAGUCGGGAACCCUCGUGAACCCGUUCCAAAGUGCCCAAGAUUUAGAGAACUCGGUUGGAUCUGUCAGCACGAACAACAAAGCCAUAAAUCAUGUGAAGAAAGAAUCAAAAGAUUUCUCAAAGCUUGUGAAAACUGUUAAGAUAAAACCUCCACUAUCUAGAACUAGUAAGAAGAAGAUGAAAGGAUUUGAGAAGAGGAAAUUGAGACGGGAGCAAGAGAAGAAGAGGUUUUUGAAAGAGAGAGAAGCAGAGAGGAGAGGAGAAAUGUAGAAUUCUUGAAAUAUAUUUUGCUUCCCAUUGUUGACAUACAUA
Messenger RNA from Penaeus indicus, 2402 nucleotides. Its product is annotated as ATP-dependent RNA helicase DDX24-like. The transcript has 8 exons. Bases 36 to 2360 code for a protein of 774 amino acids. Gene Ontology annotation, molecular function: nucleic acid binding; ATP binding. The record is from RefSeq and is a predicted model, not a curated record. NCBI's taxonomy places the organism in Eukaryota, Metazoa, Arthropoda, Malacostraca, Decapoda, Penaeidae.